UCGGCUCCUCUUGACUCGGUAUCUGAUCUCUGUUGAUCUGUCGCUCUUCAGAAUCAUUGAAGUCUCCUGAAGGCUGAAGUUCUGAAUGAAGAUGUGCACUUGAAACGACGUCUGUGAAGGCAAAGAAUCGCAGGGGUGCAGCCACAACAGGAGUCUGCUAAAUGUUCCGUUGCUUGUCGGAAGGUUUGCAAAGAGCUGCGUUUCCUGAGAGGCGCCCGGAACCCCUUGCGUCCAAAAGCCCGGGUGCAAGCAUGGCGCAGAGCCGCACCCCGCAGCCGCAGAUCGAUCAGGAGUCAGCCAAGGAGCUGAACCUGGCGGUCUUGCAGCGGAUGGAUGCCAACGUGGAGGACAUCCUGGCGACGGCGGGGCAUGUGACGCUGUACGAGUUUGACGUCGAUGAGAAGCAGUGGAGUCGGAAGGACGUUGAGGGGUCUUUGUUUGUGGUCAAAAGGCGGACGCAGCCCCGUUUCCAGUUCAUCGUGAUGAACAGGAGGAGCACCGAAAACCUAGUGGAGGAUCUGCUGGGCGACUUCGAGUUCGAGGUGCAGACGCCGUACCUGCUGUACCGCAAUGCCGUCCAGGAGGUCAACGGCAUCUGGUUCUACAACCCCCGCGAGUGCGAAGACGCCGCCAAGCUCAUAACCAGGAUAAUCUCCGCUUUCAACAAGACGCCCCCUAAGCCGAAGGCCUUCGCCCCUGUAAUCCCGGCAUACCAAGAACUAGAGCCGACGGGCGAAACCGCGGCCGCGGUCGUGGCGGAGCCGCUCGAGGGGCCGUCCGACGAGGCCAUCUCAUCGCCCGAAGAGCCCGCGGCCGAUCUUUUGCAGCGCUUCUUCAACACCGCCAUCCAGUUGAGCCAAGGCGAGUCUUCCACAGGCCCCUCCGCCCCCCCCGCUCCCCCCCUCCCAGGCCCCAACUCCUUCCUCCCCCCCCCUUCCAAUCAGGCCCCUCUUCCCGGGCUUUUCCACCCCACAAAACCCCAGUUAGCCAAACCGGCCUUCUUCGUCCCGCCCCCCCUCCCCUCCUCGGGCCAAAAUUACCCCCCCUCUUAUUCUCAAGAAGUAGAAAGCUUUCCUCCAGCGGCUGCUCGGCAAAAGCCCGGGCACUUGCCCCACGGCUCGCCAUUGCUGCAGCCAUUCCCCCCUCCGGCGCCCCCGCCGACGCUAACUCCACUUGGGGGGGGAGCGCACGUGCCUGAGGGCGUUUCCAUCACGAGGGAUAGGAUAAGGGAGGCGCUCGCACAGCUAGUGCAGGAUGACCGGUUUGUGGAUCUCGUGUAUGAGGCCGUGAAAAAUGCGCAUGCGGAUUGAGAGUGGCGUUGUGUCUAGUUGCCUGCUCAGCCGCUAUACAUGCGUGCACGAGUCAUCCAUGUAGGACUGGUCUCAGCGUAUGAUAUGCGAAUCAUCUACAAUGUUGCGUCAAAGGCAGACUGUGCAAUCCCC
Molecule: messenger RNA, 1442 nt
Organism: Klebsormidium nitens
Lineage: Eukaryota; Viridiplantae; Streptophyta; Klebsormidiophyceae; Klebsormidiales; Klebsormidiaceae
Source: the annotation of a GenBank genome assembly